Candida tropicalis MYA-3404 is the source of this 2091-nucleotide messenger RNA. RefSeq lists its product as uncharacterized. The coding region runs from base 1 to 2091 and encodes 696 amino acids. NCBI's taxonomy places the organism in Eukaryota, Fungi, Ascomycota, Pichiomycetes, Serinales, Debaryomycetaceae. Gene Ontology annotation, molecular function: ferric-chelate reductase activity. Gene Ontology annotation, biological process: iron ion transport; copper ion import; intracellular iron ion homeostasis. The record is from RefSeq and is a predicted model, not a curated record. Gene Ontology annotation, cellular component: plasma membrane. The transcript has a single exon.
AUGAAUUUUAUCUACUAUUACUUAGUGGCUGCAUUAUUUGUAGUUCGUGCAACUGCAGAAGAGGAUGAGACUGCUUAUCAUUAUUAUGGAUCAAUCACUAGAUUUUAUGCAUGCAAUUUGCAGCUCAGAGGAUCUGUGACAUACUGUGAAAAACCACUCUACAGUUGCUUAUGUGCCAACAAGAACUAUUUGGCUUCCUUUGCUGGUUGUUUGGCCCACAAUAAUAGAAACUCCACAAAUGUUAUUGAUUUCGUCACUGAGUAUUGCCUUGAUAAUGGUAAUGUCACACUUGCUGAAGAUUGGUACCAAGAAUCUUACCAGUAUUUUGUGGAAAAUUCCAAAUCUGCCACCGAAAUUCCAGGGUUCAACAAAUCAAUUCCAAUUGAUGUUCCCAUCAAGCUCCCACCUGCUCAAAUGGAUUUGUACCAGGCUGGAUACGACCGCUAUUUGGGCAACUACGAUGACAGUUUAUAUUACAGUGCUGCCACCUUGGGGUAUUGGUUAUUGGUUUUCAUUCUCUAUGCCAUUCCUCAUUGGAUGAAGUUUUUGUUCCCAGGACUCACCAAGAAGCUUACUAGUGGACCAAUCAACCUCUGGAGAAAAUACAUCUCCAUGCCUGCUACGUUUAGAAAGAAGAAGGCACAGGAACAGGGCUGCUUGAAACUUUUUGACUAUUUAAUCCCAACCAGAUUUGAAACCAUUGUUAUUGCCCUUUUCUAUGGACUUACUAUUCUUGUCAAUGCUUUGGAUAUCCAAUAUGUUCCGGGAGAUAAGUUAUUCGCAUCCAAGUACAAAGCUGAAAUCAAGUACGUGUCAGAUAGAACAGGUAUAAUUGCUACCAUGCAAAUCCCAUUAAUAAUUCUCCUUGCUGGUCGUAACAACUUCCUCCAAUGGCUAACUGGUAUCUCUUUCACCACGUUUAUGACUUUCCACCGUCACAUUGCUAGGGUUAUGUACAUGUUGGUUGUUAUUCACUCCGUUGGCUAUACUAUAGCAUUAGGAGGACCCCGGUAUAGGGCCGAGGUUGUAGAACCUUGGUUCUACUGGGGGAUCCUUGCCACGGUUGCUGGUGGUAUUAUUUGGGUUCAAGCUAUGCUUUUCUUCAGAAGACGUUGGUAUGAGAUAUUCUUGUUGAUCCAUAUUCUCAUGGCUGCUAUCUUCGUUGGUGGCACUUGGGUUCAUGUCGAACCUUUUGGGUAUGUCUGGUUUGUUUAUCCUGCUGUUGCUGUUUGGUGUUUUGACCGUUUGGUUAGAAUCGGAAGAUUGAUUGCUUUUGGUUUCCCUAAAGCUGAAAUUACAUUGUUGGCUAAUGAUACUUUAAAAGUUGUCGUUCCAAAACCAAGCUAUUGGAAGUCUAUUCCAGGUGGCCAUGCUUUCAUCCAUUUUGUCAAACCAACUUAUUUCUGGCAGUCCCAUCCUUUCACAUUUGUUGAUACUCCAGACGACAAGAACAUUGUUUUGUAUUGUAAGGUCAAGGGUGGUGUCACACACAGUUUAUACCAAUUAUUGGCCAAACAACCUGGUCAAACUACUAGAAUGACUGUUGCUGUUGAAGGUCCAUAUGGUGAAUCAACUCCUGCCAAAUAUGCCGACUCUGCUGUCUUCAUUGCUGGUGGUAACGGUAUUCCUGGUAUUUACUCUGAAGUGAUGGACAUUGCCAGAAGAUUGCCUGCUGAUUCUAGUAAAGUGUUGAAAUUGAUCUGGGUUAUCAGAGACUACUCGUCUUUGACAUGGUUCCACGAAGAGCUUGCAGCUUUGAAAAACACCAGCAUUCACACCACAUUAUAUGUUACAAGACCAGAAGUGUCAUCAUCAAGUGAUGUCGAUAAGAAAUUGGAAGGCAAGGAGAGUAACGACGAAGAUAAGGAGUCCAUCAGAUCAGGAUUAUCACAUAUUGAGUUUAAGGAAGGUCGUCCAUCUAUUGAAAGUAUAGUUGCUGAUGAAGUUGCUGAAUCAAGUGGAUCAGUUGCUUUUGUCACGUGCGGACAUCCAAUUAUGGUUGAUGAAAUUCGUUACUAUGCUUGUCAGCAAAUUGGUAAUGCCGAAAACAAGAGGAUUGACUUCUAUGAACAACUUCAAAUAUGGGCAUGA